Messenger RNA from Musca vetustissima, 675 nucleotides. RefSeq names its product jerky protein homolog-like. Gene Ontology annotation, molecular function: DNA binding. NCBI's taxonomy places the organism in Eukaryota, Metazoa, Arthropoda, Insecta, Diptera, Muscidae. The transcript has 3 exons. Bases 1 to 675 code for a protein of 224 amino acids. The record is from RefSeq and is a predicted model, not a curated record. Gene Ontology annotation, cellular component: nucleus.
AUGCGAAUUAUUAAAAAUAAACAGACAAUUGCCAAUGUAGUGCACAAGAACAAAAAUGUACUCAUGAAACGGCAAAGACCAGGAGCGAAUAAAACCGUUGAAGAUGCGUUACUAAUUUUUUUUAAAGAUAUGCGUUCUAAAGAAGCUACAAUAACUGGGCCAUUAUUAAUGGAAAAAGCCAAAGAUUUUGCCAAUAAACUCAAUGUCGACUUUACACCAUCGUAUGGUUGGCUAGAGCGGUGGAAGAAGCGCGAGAAUAUUCACUUUAAAAACAUUUAUGUAGAAAAAGAUACAAGUUACGACGUUGAAAUUGUGGAUGAAGAAUUUGGUAUCAAUAUCGAACGCCUAAUUAAUGCAGAUGAAAAUGAACCCUGUUGGGAAAGUUUGACAGAUGAUAGUAUUGUAGAGUACAUAACCCUUAGUACACAAGAAAACUCUGACGAAAAUGUUGUACUUGAAGAAGACACCUCUGCUAAACCCGCCUUAAGAGAUGCUUUUGCUUCAAUUAAUGUUCUUACUGAUUAUUUUCGAGACAAUCCUGAAGCUCGACAAAAGCUUUACGACCUUGAAAAUAGAAUGUCAAAAAAUAAUUUAUACGAGCAGAAACUACGGUUAAUAGAUAAUGAGAAAGUCAAUAAACAGGUUAAUGAUGAAAUAGUUGAACCAUCGGUAUGA